UAGUAAUAAUUGUUGAUGAUAUUGAACAGCUUGUUGCGUACGUUUACAAAGUUAAGCGAUAGGAAGGGAUUUCACCCCAUAUGGACCAUGCGCUUGCUGUUGUUGCUGGGUAUUUUAGGGUUUAGUUGGGCCGUGGAACUCAACACAUCCAACAACUCCAAUGGUAAAACAACCGAUAGUGAAGGCGGCAGCACCCACAACGUGACCGGAGGCUCUAAAUCGACCAGGGCAUCGCCUACGAGAUACAACUACGCGCAGGCGCUUGGUCUAUCCAUCCUUUUCUUUGACGCCCAGAGAUCCGGCCGCCUGCCUGCUAACCAGCCAAUCCCUUGGCGUGGAGACAGCGCCGUCAAUGACGGUGACCACGGACAUGACCUCAGCGGCGGCUGGUAUGACGCCGGAGAUCACGUGAAGUUCAACCUUCCGAUGGCUUACUCAUCGUGGGUCCUCAACUGGGGCUUCUUGAAGUUCACAGACGCGUACAAUUCCGCGGGUCAGAAAAACCAGAUGUGCGACAUGGUGAAAUGGCCGCUGCAGUACUUCCUAAAAUGCUGGAUACCUUCUGAAAAUACUUUGUAUGUGCAGGUUGGAGACGGCCAUGCAGAUCAUUCAUACUGGGGAAGCCCAGAGAACAUGCACAUGAAUAGACCCGCCUUCAAAGUGAAUCCUGGUUGUCACGGAGCCGAUGUUGCCGGUGAUACAGUUUCAGCGUUGGCAUCAGGAUCUAUAGUGUUUAAGACCAUCUGUGGAGACACUAACUUCGCCAACACUCUUCUGUCGGCAGCUAAAAGUUUGUACAACUUUGCGAAGGCCAACCGAGGCAAGUACUCCGACUGUGUCAGUCAGGCCAGGGAUUUCUACGGGUCGUCGGGUGAUGCAGAUGAAUUAGCUGCCGCCGCUGUCUGGGUGAGCAAGGCUUCGGGAGACCUCGGUUACCUAGAGGAUGCCAAGUCACUUUACCCUGCUGGAACAGCGUGGGGAUUUAACUGGAAUGACAAAAACGUCGGCGCAGCUAUCUUACUAUACGAAGCAACAAAGGAUAAUAGAUACAAGAACGACAUCGAUAGUUUCUUACACAGCUACAUGCCUGGUGGCAACGUUCCUAUGACACCGUGUGGAUUGUCCUUCAGAGACCAAUGGGGAGCCAACAGACAUGCCGCCAAUGCCGCGUUUAUUGCUGUCGUUGCGGCUGCUGACGGACUGAGCCCAGACGAUUACAAGAAGUACGCAAUGAGCCAGAUCAACUACAUCCUCGGCGACAACAAGCUCCACAUCAGUUACGAGAUUGGCUUCGGUAACAAAUACCCCAAGAAACCUCAUCACAGAGGAAGCUCCUGUUUGAAAAGUAGCCAGUCGUGCGACCCAAACAGUUCCGGGGAUAAUCCAAACCUUCUGAAGGGAGGUCUGGUUGGGGGCCCUGACCAGGGAGACAAUUACCAAGACAGCAGAGGCGACUACGUCAAGAACGAGGUCGCCUGCGAUUAUAACGCUGGUUUCCAGGGCGCACUGGCGGGGUUGUCCCAUUUCGCAAUUGCCAACGCCUUACCAGCGGCACCAGCACCGAAAUGUUAAAUAUGACGUGUACAUGGGGUGCAAUCAUGUGAAUAAAACUAUAUAUCUAAUACAAA
Molecule: messenger RNA, 1628 nt
Organism: Dreissena polymorpha
Lineage: Eukaryota; Metazoa; Mollusca; Bivalvia; Myida; Dreissenidae
Product: endoglucanase A-like
Exons: 12
Coding region: 16-1572 (518 amino acids)
Biological process (GO): carbohydrate metabolic process
Molecular function (GO): hydrolase activity, hydrolyzing O-glycosyl compounds
Source: RefSeq, a predicted model, not a curated record